AUGCCUGAACCCACGGGCUUGAUCCAAGUCUACAGAGCCGAAAACCCGAUUGUUGACGUCGUCGCCGUACAUGGAUUGAGGGGCCACGCCUUUAAGACAUGGACGCACAGAGAGUCAGGGAAAUUCUGGCUGGGAGAUCCAGAGUUGCUGCCCGCCCAUUUGAAGCAAGCACGGAUCUUGACCUACGGUUACAAUACCGCCAUUACAGCAAUCCUCGGCAAAACGUCGUCAGACACAAUUCUCCAGCAUGCGCACACCUUGGUGGCAGAACUGGUUGCGGAUCGGCAGGCAAUUAUCCUCUCUCAUAGUCGAAUAUCUGGGUCGAUCGUGGGCCUUCAUUCAAUCUACGUCUCCACCUUUGGCCUACUAUUCCUUGGGACACCGCACGAGGGCAGCGACAAAGCCGUGCUUGCAUCCUACAUCCGAGUCCUUCUGGACAAACUAGCCCCUUCAAAGCUGUGCGAUACCGAUGGCCAGCUCCUUAACGCGCUCAAACCAGACUCGGAAACUUUGAGGAACAUCACCGACAUGUUUGUCCCCAUCAUGAAGAGGUUUCACAUCUACUUCUUCUGGGAACAAGAGAAGACAAAUCUCGGAGGCAGAUACGACUAUAUUGUCCGCGAGUCUUCGGCAGCUCCGUUUCUCGAUGGCACGGUGCGUUGCGGCCUCCCAUGUGAUCAUAGAAAUAUGUGCCGAUUCGCGGGCCGAGAUUCGCCGGGAUACAAGGUCAUUGUCGCUACACUGGUACGGUAUUAUGAGGAGGCUGAGACGAUUAUUGCAAGAAGAUGGGAUGAGGCCGACAUCAAAUUGAGGACCAUGCGUGCAAACGAAGCCGCAGAGCUGUUGAGAGAUAAAAUACAACCUUGA
Messenger RNA from Fonsecaea monophora, 867 nucleotides. RefSeq lists its product as hypothetical. The transcript is spliced from 4 exons. Lineage: Eukaryota; Fungi; Ascomycota; Eurotiomycetes; Chaetothyriales; Herpotrichiellaceae. The record is from RefSeq and is a predicted model, not a curated record. Bases 1 to 867 code for a protein of 288 amino acids.